Salvelinus sp. IW2-2015 is the source of this 3260-nucleotide messenger RNA. RefSeq names its product protein phosphatase 1 regulatory subunit 14A. The record is from RefSeq and is a predicted model, not a curated record. Gene Ontology annotation, biological process: regulation of phosphorylation. Gene Ontology annotation, molecular function: protein serine/threonine phosphatase inhibitor activity. Gene Ontology annotation, cellular component: cytoplasm. NCBI's taxonomy places the organism in Eukaryota, Metazoa, Chordata, Actinopteri, Salmoniformes, Salmonidae.
AACUUCCUUACAGCUAAUCUCAAUCAAUAAACAUUGCUCUCGGCGCACAACAGUUACCCGGUCUGUAUGGGUGUGGCACUAGGACCCAUAGUCGAUUUCUCCACCAGUGCGCUACUAUUACCAAUGAUAGUGCACUUCUUUAACUCCCUUGGUCCAUAGUCUGCACGUGUCUGUCACCCGAAGUGGAUAUGGCUGCGAACCGGGUCGGGAGGAGAUGUAACAACAAAGUCCAUUCCCCGAGUAGGGGUCCAGGUAGGGACCCGGGGCUUAGCUUGCAGAAGAGGCAAGCACGGGUCACGGUAAAGUACAACAGAAAGGAGCUCCAAAGACGCUUGGAUGUGGAGAAGUGGAUUGACUGUAGUCUGGACGAGCUCUAUGUGGGCAGGGAGGAGGAGAUGCCAGAGGAGGUGAACAUUGACGAGCUGUUAGACCUGAAGAGUGACGAGGAGAGAACACACAGGCUCCAGGAAAUGUUUCACACCUGCAAUAACACAGAGGUUUUCAUCAAGGAGCUGGUGUUGAAACUCCACGGGCUGCAGAAACAGGAGGACCUCCACAACAAUGGCAUCGAACAACCCCAGCUACACAUCUUCCCCAACCGGCAAGACUCUGCAGACCGAGAGGUGAUCUGAAGGCCCUGUUAUGUUACCCUUCAAACCCAGCACCCCAUUCCCCAGCCCGAUGUCAUGGACCUUAUCUGAAAAACAUGCAUAACAUUGAGUCUUGCGGGUCUAUACACUUUGCGCUACACACUGUCGAAUACACAUUAAACAGCUAGCCAGAUCUGACCACUUAUCAGAAACAUUGCAGACACCUUAUCUGUCCACACACACACACACACCACAAUGCACAGGCAGUCCACGCAACAUUUGGACCUGUACAAUGUCAUAUGAAUUAUGUUUUAUUUUUGUUAACUUAUAAAGUGUCCGAAUUGUGUGAAACAGGCUGCUUCUCUGUUGGGUCGCUACUGCUACUUGUGUUCUGUGUUUCCUCGAAUUGUUCUGCUGUUCUCUCUUUUUGUCCCAUACAUUGUAUAAUGCUUUUAUUGGAAAACCCAUGAAGGUAUCAACUGUUGGUCUGUGUCUUAUGUUGUGAGAUGCACCUCUGAUUCUGUUUAGCUCAUAAACCAUAGUCAAAGAGUCCAGCAACAUACUGUACAUACCAGUGUCAGUCUGAAGGUAAGAAAGACCACUUAGCUUUCAUAUAUCCCAAUGGGUUAGUCGAUGGUACCUGGCUACAAGCAGGCCUACCAUCUUUUCAAAUUGUAUCCAUCAACAUGAGACAAUAGUUCAUGUGGUCAAGUGGAAGAAAAAAUCUCUCUCGCUCUCUCUCUCUAUAUAUAUAUAUAUAUAUACUGUAUAUAUAUUAAAAAGGGGAGAAAUAUUGUGUUGUGAUAUUCCCAAUGAUUUCCAUGACCGUAUACAUAAUAUUUUUCAUGAAGACCAAGCAGUAUUGCUUAGUAGGUUGUCAACUGUCACUCACAAAGUGUGUUUAGGCUAGCUAUUACGGAAAAUGUAAGAUAACAUUUCAUCUGUUCGGCAAAACCAGGUAAUUUAUUUCUUACCAAAGUGUUUGUAAAUCUAUAGAUGGAGUGCUGAGGAGUUUCAGUCGGCUAAAGGAUAGUACCCCAACUGCUUUACUGUGCCCACCAGAUACACCAUGUUUCCUAACGUUUUGUUUUGCAUCGUGUUCAACACGGUUUGUAAAUGUGUAGUUCUCUGGCUGGUUGUGUUGCUUGUAUAUUGGUUUGAAUACAUUUUAAAUUCAGCUUUUCCAAGAGUAACUUUAAAUCUUUAGGAUUCAUACAGUAUAGUGUUUUAUAGAUUAGAGGCUGUAUUUACAUAUUACCGCAACAUAGUGUUGGCCAAUGUGUUUUUUUAAUUUAAUUGUUUUAUUUUUUAGAUAUGACUUAUGGCUAAACAGCGCCCUCUCCUGGCUAAAUGUACUGAGCAGUAAUUUACAACAACAUUACAUUUUGGCGUGACAGUCUACUCUACACACCUUUUGGAAACAGGGUGUUUAUGUAAUCCAAUAAUGGUCAACCCAUUUACCAUCACUGUAAAUAGAUUGCUAGGGUGUGACUGAGGGUAGACAGAUAGUAGCCUAUGAUGCUAAGUGAAGUGUCAGUGCAAUGAUGCAUGUAAAAGCAGAGACGGGUCAGAUUUUUCAAGCACCCAUAACUUGAUCACAGCAAUCCUACAGUAUGAACCCUUACUCAAUCCAGUCCAAUACUAUCUAAUCUGACAGACUGUCAUGGUUCAUUGGAAUAGCCUGUAGAUGGCAGGAGAACACAAGUCAACAUUUCCUUUCUCAUUGUAUUAACGAGGAGACGGGACACCAUCGAGUCAGCUUCAGGAACAUCUUUAGUAAGAUAAAACCAGAUAUGCMUACAGAGCAUUAUGGGUACUGUAGUACAUCAUGCUACACCUCCUUUUAGCGCAGCAUCAUGCUACCGUCAUUAGCCUCAAUUUCCCAAUUUACUGUGGAAUUUUGCAUUGCUCAAAAACGCUCUUGUGUAUGUAUAUGCCUGUUUGUUGCUGAAGCUUGUCUGAUCCACCAGUCACAGACUAACCAGGCUCCUCGUCACCUUCACAGUUGUGUGUGUGUGUGUGUGUGCUGUCAACAUACCUUUGACUAUAUUUGUUGUGUAAACAUGACAAAUUCCACCUGGAAUUAAGGACUUCUGGUCUGUAAGGUGCAUAUUUAGAAAUGUCGUCAUGUGUCGUGUCAUGAUCAUGGAAUCAGAUGAACUUGUGAAGUGAACUUUCCCCCUUGACAGUCAUGAUGGUUUGGUAUAAGGGUCGUUCCACGAAAUGAGUGCCUUUUGCGUCCCUUUGCUAUUUUAAGUAGAAAUUGUGCGGCAAUAUUGAAUUUUAAAAGCCGGUUAUAUGAAUAAAUGUGCRCUUUAAUAUAGACCACAUAGAUAAUUCAAUACAUCUGAUUUUAAAUACGAAUAAAGACUAACUAAAGUGCCAAAAUUCAGCAUUUUGACACCCUCUGUGACUUCUAGGAACCUGCUUAAUCCCCACAUUCCUCUUAAGUUUUCACCAUCCUUGUAAAACCCUAGUUAUUUUGUAGCUUUGACAAAGUCAAUUCUGAAAAUUCUUAUUUAUUUCAUGUGAUUAGCGAUUCAUUUAUGUCUGUCCCUCAUUUUAAAGUCAACCCUGUUAGGUGAACUGAACUCUCGUUUUAAUGUAGUGAAACUAUUCCUUGUAAAAUAUAUWUUUUUCAAAAUAAACAUUGAACAUCUAAUAGUCAAA